GAUUCAAACUGACGCUGUUGUGUUGGGAAUCAUAUUACUAAUUUUGUUAAUCUUCUGUCCCAUACAUGUACGCAGACCAUAACUCAAAAUUUGAUGACAGUUCUUAUCAAGGACAUGAAGUUGUUGAUUCUGCAGAUGAUUCGGAUGAACCAGUCGAUCCCGAAUUUAUUAAUCUUUUAGAAGAUAUUGAAGGUAAUGAACAUGAGAGCAUCGAUCUGUACUCCGUAUUGGGUGUUGACAAAAAUGCAUCGGCAGCUGAUCUGCGCAUGGCAUACAAACGUCUUUCCUUGUUGUUCCAUCCGGAUAAGCAUUCUAUUUCGACACCAGAAGACAAUGAGAAAAUUAAUUCAAAUUCAUCUGAUGCGGUGGCUGCAUUCAGUCAAAUUGCUUCAGCUUAUGCGAUUUUAAGCAAUCCUGAACAACGUGCUAUUUAUGAUAGUUUUGGUUAUAGAGGGUUGCAAAUGCAGGGGUGGCAAAUAGCGAGUUUUCAAAAAUCAGCACCUGAACUUCGUUUGGAAUAUCUUCUUUUGAAAGAAAAAGCUCGAGUUUCAAAGCAACUUCAGUUGACACAACCAACCUCGGAAUUUUCUCUUGGCUUAGAUUUAACGGAUGUUUUUGAUCGUUAUUUGAAGGAGCCACCAGAGGAUCGUUCGUUGAUUCCAAUUCCAUCAAUUUAUGAGCUUUCUGUUGCUCAAUCUAUCAAUGCUGGUAUCAGCAUAAAAAACUCAGUAAGUUUAGCUGGUCAGGUGACAGCCCAUAAUGGUGUAGGGAUAGGGACAUUUCUUGCUAUAUGGCGGCAUCACUGCUCCAGAAAUUCAAUUUUCGGUCCAACUACAAUCGAUACCGAGUUUUCUUACGGUCGCGCUGGUCGUGGAUUGAGUACUGGUAUACGAGCAAGGCGAACUUUUGGACAGCGUCUCCAUGGUAGUUUAGGUUUAUCUCUAGCUAGUUUAUAUGAAAGAUCUCCCAAGUCGAGUAUAAAUCUAAUUCCUGGUAUUUCUGCUGGUGUAAAUGUCCAGUUGUUAUCUCAUGUACAUGCACACUUGGAGUUACGUUGUCUCAUGAAUCCAGGUAUAUCGAGUGAAUUGUUAUUUACUUCUGCUGACGGUGAGUAUAAUGUUCGAAUUUCAAGUAAACUUAACGCAUCCGGUUAUGCAAGCCUUUCCCUGUUACUGGAAAAGUCUGUCUCGUGGACUUGGCUAAAUCCACCUCGAGGAUCUGGUGUAAUUGAUAAAGAAAAUGUUCCUGGACCUGAUUGUGAUUGGGCAGAUUCAGAUAAUUGUGAUUUAGAACAACAGCGACGCAGUAAAGGCAAUAUAUCAUGCACCAUUGGUGUUAACACCACAGACAUUGUUGAAUUCUCUCUAGGUGCACAAUGUCAAAUUUCCGCUCAUUCUAGAAUCGCAGGUCAGAUUCGUCUGAGCAUUCAAAAAGGUGUAACUGUUAAAAUUAGCCUUUUACGAGGUACUCAGACAUAUUCUUUUCCUUUUAUUCUAUCUGAUCACCCUGACAGAGUUGCUUUUGGUUACGGUUUAAUUUUCCCCAUACUUGCAUUUUCGGCUAUUCGCAUGUUGGUCUAUGAACCUUAUCUAUCUCGUCAGUUAAAAAUUGCACAGAAGUUUCGAAGAGCUAAACUGCGCGAAGAACUGAACAGGAAACGCCGUGAAGCAUUGUCCACUCAGGAACUAAUGAGGAGAGCUGCAUCACGAAGUAAACGGAAUGAAAUGUCUAUUUCCGGUCUUAUCAUCGAUCAGGCAAUAUAUGGUUGCCUUUCACCAACCUCUGAUCCCACUACUUUAUCUGAUGCUGGUGGUCCGCUUACGUUUGAUGUGACUAUACCCCUCCAAGCUAUGAUAGAAAAAAGUCACUUACGCUUACCACCUGGUCGGUGGUGUGAUUUCCAAGGUUUCUAUGACCCCUGUGUUGGUUUGCUAGAAAAUCCACGUCAACUUCGUGUGUCAUAUACUUUCCAUAAUUUCCCUCAUGAUGUCACUGUCAAUGAAAAUCAAGGUCUAGCUAUCCCAAUGUCCAAGCAUAAAGUUGAAAUUCCUUAAUUCAUGUAAAAUUAUCUCCGAGUUGUCUUUCAAAUUAGUUAAUAUAUUAUCUCCACCGUGCAACCUUUCGUAGGAAUCUUGACGUACUUCACUGUUGCACGUUGUUGUCAUUACUUUCUUGUAAUCCUAUCGUUUUCAUUUUGUUUGGAAAUUGAGCACAGCACUAUCUGUUUGGUCCUUGCAUUCUACAGAUGAAAGCAUUUAAUCCCAGUGAUUACCUCUGUUGAUUUUGAUUGUAGAUAAAAUAAUUUUUAUUCUGAAUAUAUUUUCCCAAUUCAUUAUAAUGAAGUUGCACAUCUUUUCAUUUAUGUUCUAUGCGAGUUAGCUGUACAGUUAUUAAAUAAUGUUCAUAGAUAAAAACAACACUUAAUCCUUUUUAUUAUUUCUUUAAUUUACUGCAUGAAUUGCUAUGGUUGUUUGAAAGUGGAAAUUAGUCACACACUCACACUCAACGUUAAUCCAACCUUGGGUCAUAAAUAACCUAGUGAUCAUAGGCUUCAUGUUCUCUAAAAAGAUGUCGCUAAGAGCCCAAGGAAACUACUUGCUCUCAAAAGUUCUAAAGCAUACUUGUUAGCAAUUGUUUAUUAAGCUCUUUUUAUACAAAUUUUGAUCAAUUUCAUUUUUAAUUUGUAAGAAAAAGAUAAAU
Schistosoma margrebowiei is the source of this 2700-nucleotide messenger RNA. The record is from the annotation of a GenBank genome assembly. Lineage: Eukaryota; Metazoa; Platyhelminthes; Trematoda; Strigeidida; Schistosomatidae.